Messenger RNA from Hymenoscyphus albidus, 6341 nucleotides. The record is from the annotation of a GenBank genome assembly. NCBI's taxonomy places the organism in Eukaryota, Fungi, Ascomycota, Leotiomycetes, Helotiales, Helotiaceae.
GUCGUAAUGUCCCCAUCUGUGACUGUUGUCGAAUGAGAAUUGUCCCAAGGCCUGCAAAACAGGCUGGUAAUGCUGUAUCCCCUGCACAUCAUCUCUGGGUGCAAGGCUGAGCGAGCUUCAUGGUCGUGCCAGAAGGGAGUACGAGUAUAUGCCUCGUCGUCCAUAUACUCGAGUACAUGCCCAUCCCAUGACUGAAGUUCUGGCCAUGAUAUGAGUCUUCGUUUCAUCUUUCUCUCUUCCAUACACCUCAUCUUUUUUUUGUGUCUUUGUCGCAAUUCCUUCCAGCUUCCCGUGUUGCUGUGUCCAAGUUACCGUCGUUACCUUUGUCUUCAUUAUUGUUGCUCGAAAGAACCACCUUCCUAUUGUCACCCCACCUAUUGUUUCCACUCUAAAAUAGGGCUCAACACAAUAGCUUGCCUUUGUCACAUUGUACCAUUUAGAACUUCCUUCGAUACAUCUUAUUCAUUAUUGUCUUUUUCUGUCUUCCGGUCAUUCCUUCCUCAUUCACAACAAAAACUAUAACGAACGAGCUACCUACUUUCACUCACUUGCAAACUUCGCAAACCACUACAAUAAAUACAACAUUUUCGAAUCAUCGAUCCGUACUUAUCAGCUGGAUUAAUUUUAGAUAUCAAUUCUCCGCCCCUGCAUAUCUUUCAAUUCACAUAUGUCUGCCGUAAUUGGCACGAACGCAAAGUCAAAUGGCGACUCGAAAGGCCUCACGGCAGGCUCCGCAACGAAUCCUUUCGAAACACCAUUUGACGACGACGAUAGCGACAGCGAUGCUUACGAAUGGUGGGAAGAUGUAGAGUCUACAUCACCGAAAAACCAAAAAUUGCACGAAAAUAAUGGCGGAUCGAACGGGAGAUCCCUAAAUCGAAGUACCACCCGAAAAGUGGAAAAGAAAUACUCCGUUCACAAACCCAUUCGACAUAAAUCCAGAGGGAGACAGAGAAAACAAAAUGCACAGGCAGGGAUUAAAUUGGUAACGGAUUUCUCUGCAAGGCAGAAUCCAACACCAGCACAGUUACCAGCCCAGAAACCGAAUGCCCAGGGGGGCUGUUUUGUUGAUCUAGCGGCCCUCGAAGCUCUCAAUGGCGGGCCAAAACCCAAAGCCAAGACUGGCGGAUUCUGGAAGACACUGAAAAAUAAAGUAGGUGGUAUUCUUUGAGUCUUAUUUCCUUUUGGUGUAUUUCAAGCAGGUCUUGAAACCUCAUAUAAUGAUAAAAUUGAAAUGCUGACUCCAAGAUCUUCCACAGCCAGCCGAUGUGUCCGCACAAAACCCAGUUCCAAGUGAGGUAGCUCUCGCACCUAGACCCCACGAUCCAUACGUUGAUCUAUCACCAAGUGACCGACCGAUAUUUAUUGGUCUUUCCAUUCCUUCCCGAGAUGUAUCCAUGCACCAACCAAGUCCUCAGACAGCUUCCUCUGAGACCUCAAAUAUCGUCCAAAGUUAUCAACAUCGAACCCCGAUAAUAGAAACCCCAACAAUUAUCAUUACACCUGCAAAUGAAGGAUCUACUUGGUCCCCUUUUGAUGAAGGUAGUUUGUACAAUGGACAAAAAUAUUCAGCCACUUCGAGCUUCUACUCUCAAGUCAGCACUGAGCAUAACACGGCUGCUGCUCCUCCUGUGCCAAAGGUUCCCAAUAAUAUUCUCAAAGAAGAGCAGCAGCGCAUUGCAGCGCAAAAGAGCUGCUUUUCUCCAGAUACCGAAGAUGGAACCACUUGGGAGGAUGAGAGUGUCAGAUCUCGUGUGGUUUCCUCAUGCACCAUUUUUGAAGAAGAUGUUAGUCCUAUCGUUGUCAGAACGGCACGUGGAGUCUCAGUUUCUGAUGGCUCAAAAUCUGGGAGACGUGCGAGCGUUGGAACGACUGCCACCCCGGCUACACCACGCCGGUAUUCAAAAGGGUGGUGGAAUUAUAUUACAACCCCAUUUUUAACACGAUCAAAUACAUUUGCAACAAACGAUGCUCCAACUCAACAACCUCCUGCUCUUCCGAAUUUAGCAAUUGCUGCUGCGAAGGCUGAGAAUGAGAGAGAUGGGAAAACAUGGGAGAAGCAAUUUUCUCCACUCACGCCUACAACGACAACAACCAUUCAGUCAGAUACAUGGUGGAACGCAGACCCGAAGUCUGCCGUCCAAUCACCGGUUGACAGUAUGUUGGGACACAAGACCCAGGUAUCUGCAGUCACAGUGCCUUUUGUCUUUUCUGGCGAUGCGCCAGUUUCUCCGCGUUACCCAGAGAGUCCGGUUCCUAGCUUGCCAUCAUCAGGGCUUGAUAUUAGUGAUAGAGAACUUCCGGUAUCGCCCAUAGAGAAUAAUAUGCGGGGUUUACAGAGCAACAACCCAUUCGGACGGCCUCAAUCAUCUGAUAUGAAUGAGUCUUCUAUUUCAUCCAGAAGACAAGCCGUGCAACCUGCACCUGUGGUUGUGAUGCAGCAGCAACCUCAAACUUUGAUUGUCAACAAUGUUAAUCAUGUUCACCAAUCUCCAUCAAAUACUCCCCCACCAGCUUACUCACCUCCACCAUCUCAUAUCCCGCGGUAUAGAGCAAUUUUCCCUCCAGGGCACGCCCUCAAUAUGGAACAACCAAUGUCGCCUGGCCCCCUAACACCAGGAAUGCAAAAUUCCAUGGCGGGCCCAGGAGCAGUUCAGAUGGACAAUGUUCCAUUAACGCCAGCUCGUUCAACAAUCAAUCUGAACUCUUCUUAUCCAGCACUUCCCCCGAGAGGCAAUGCGCCUAUCAUUGCCGCUUACUUACCGCCUCCGACCAAACAUGCUAAGAAAGCAGAAGCGAAACGUAGACGACACGAAAAGGAAGAUGCUGUCGCUCGUAGAGCUGGAGGCUGGUGGCGUGGUCGAGGUUGUGUCCCAAAGAGAGGUUGCUAUGGUCGUGGUGGAGCUGAAGGACGAAAGAAGCGACGUUGUUGCAUUGGAAUAAUCAUUGGAUUCUUGUUGGUGAUUAUCCUGGCAGUUGUAUUGGCAACGCAACUUCAUCGAAAACCUAGCUCGGGGAUUGAGACAUCUCAAUGGGUCAAUUUGACUGGAUUUCCUCCAAUUUUUGCCGGUCUUUCUACUAUUGUAGCGCCUGUCAACACGGUUGAAAAUACUGGAUGCGUCUUUCCAGCUACCCAGUGGAGUUGCAGUUUACCCAAAGAACUUCAAUCAUCUGUUGCUCCAAAUCAACCCAAUCAGCCCAAUUUUCUACUGGAUAUUCAGUGGGAUAAUAGCACGGAGACAAAUGCUACUUUUGCCAAUGUUACUGGGAAUCCAAAUCUUCCUAUCCGUGCUCUAGGUGGUAACGCUGUUUCUGCUGGUCAAUUUGUUAGACGGAUACUUCUCAGAGCCAAAAGGGCAAUCACUAUUGUACCCUCACCAGCACCACCUUCUUUCGCUGAUGGUUUCUUUCUCGGAAAUACCACAGAUGGGAUUGUUUCAGACCAAAAGGCUGGGGAGCCAACGCCAUUCUACAUCUCUCUUCUACAACCCGAGAAAUCCAAUUUCACGAAGCGCGCUUUGGCUACCAGACAAUCAAACACAUCCGAUCCAUUCCCAGAUCUCGAUAUCAUCAUCCCAGCACCAAGCUCCGACUCAGAUGGCACAGCAGCACCAGCCAACCUACUACCUUUUCCCACACAACAACCAAUCCGCCUUUACGACCGUGGUCUCCCAACCGAACACUAUGGUUUCUACACCUACUACGACCGCUCCAUCUUCCUCAAAUCCAUCGACCUCCUCAACGCCACCAACGACCUCAACGGCGAAGUCCCCGCUGAUCGAAACGGCGGCGCCACCAAGAACGAAGCCCAGUUCCGUUGCACAUGGACCCAAACACGCUUCCUCGUCCAAAUCUGGACACUUCAAAACACCACUGCCCAACUCCUAAACUCCACCUCGACUCAUACCCCCGUGGAUCUAGCACAUGAUUACAGCCAACCUGGCUCUUUCCCGUAUCCUGUCACUGUGACUGUGGAUCGACACGGGGGCGAUCCGCGGACGAAAAUGGUAUACUGUUAUAAGAUUGAUGAGCGAGGGAGGAAUGUGGGUGGGAGUGGGAAGAUCAUGCAGGAGCAGAGGUUCUUUGGUGGGGGUCUGGUGAAUCCUGCGAAUGUGCUUUUUGGGAGUGAGAUGGCGGAUCCGGCGCUGGGGGGGGUUGAUGGGGNUGGGGGGGGUUGAUGGGGGGGAUGGGGGGUGUAAGUGUAAGUGGGAUAAUUUUGAGGGGAGGAGGUGAGGUUGGUGAUGUGGAUGAGGGGGUAUGAAUUUAUGAGGGGAUUUAGGAUUUGGUUUGGGUGGAGAGGAUAGGAAGGAGGGGGGAGUAGGGGAUUAGGGAUGACGGAGGUAAAAUGUAUGUUUGCAUGGUCUUGUUUCUUUUUUUCUGGCGUUUUUUUGGGACAUUGGUUGGGCAUUGCGAUUGGUGUUGGGAUGAAUUGUUUGGGCAAAAGUAUGAAUAUGGGCAUGUGAAAUUCCAAAAUAGUAUAUAGAGAGUAAUGAAAGACAUGGGAUAUCAUCCUCUUGUUCGUUUUCUUGUUGUGAGAAUGGUAGGACUAAGAGUUUGGAUGAUUGGAUAGAGGAUUGAGGAAGUGAGGAAGUGGGAGCUUGGUAGUUUACUGAUAAAGUAGUGAGGGUCAGGAGGAGGUUGAUGAUAAAUUAAGUGAUGUAUUUACCCAGAUUCAUAGAUAUGGAAUUUUGUUUGGUUGGUAGAGUCUUGAGUCUAGAGUCCAGGUACAGUACAACCCCUUCGCAAAAGUAGCAAGAAAGUUUUAUAUGCGUAUAGGCCCUUUUGUACAGUUUUGUGCAUUUCAGUAGUUUUUUAUUGCAUUCCUACUAUUAUAGCGUUCUAGACUAACUUUUCAGCUUCAUGCUUCGAUCAUCUGGCCUUAGGGUUAGGGUUAAAUAGCAUAUAAGUGGCAUACCACCUUAGGACUAUACGUCAAGCUAAAAGUACCACCAUUUGCACCAAACCCUUGUUUCUGCCUACUUUUGCGAAGGGGCUGUACUGUAAGCUGUUUUCUGGUGUUUUUGUUUUGUUUCAUGGGUAUCCUACAAGUACUGUGAGUUCUUACUCUAAGCGAAGGUCCAAUUAGAGGUGAAAUAAACUCAAACAAUUCACAUCACAUAGGUAAACACAUUUUCCAAUAUCAACAUCUUCCUAAAUUCAGCCUUUAUCCUUCUGCUAUCUUCUUAUUUCCUAACUAAACUUGUCCAUACUUCUUUUACAACUUUCAAGCGAGGUUUCUAGGGUUUCUAGUGUGCACUAGAUGUGACUGGGUAAAUGCUAGAGUAUUCGCCAAGACCAAGGUUCCCCAGUUUAGGCGCCGGGAUGACCCUCAACUGGGUACCUCGGACAGCGCUCUCUGGGGUCAAGCACCUACCUAUAUUCAGGGCCAAGCUACUUAAGUUAGGCUUAUCUCACGACAUACAUCAACUUGUCGUCGUUGUCGUUCGUUCGCAACAAUUACGAUACACAUACAGAUACAAUUACGUCGUCCUAGAGCGUCUGCUUUCCAUAUUAAAAGACAAGAUUAUAUUCGUCAUACCCGCUGUCUUUAUCUUGUCAAUUGCUUGCUGUUCUGCGCAAUAUCGCAAAACCACCAGAUCAGGUUCAGGGAUCGCGAGGUUCCUUGGGAAAGGCAGGAAGAUUGAUUUGAAGGGACAGUGAAGGGAGGAUAUGCCUUCAAUCGCACAGGUACUGCAAGAUGGCGCGGGGGCGAAGAAGAGGAUGUGGGAGGAUGCGGAGAGCGUGGUGAGCGUGGUGAGGGUUUGUAGGUAGGUUUAUACGGACCUUUCUUUCUUGUACUGCUAGAGGGAGACACUACAACAAGGACAUGAACGAAUUGAAUGAAGGAAGAGCUGACCAAGAAUAGUCCUCAGCUAAAACACCAUCGCUCUGAAUCAUCACAAACCGACCACACCACCCUCCUGGAAGAAAAACAGCUCCAACACUUAGAAUACAAAGACCGCGAACGUAGAAUCCUACCUAUCUCCUCACGGAGAGAAAGCCAUAAACGCCAGCGUAUCGAGCGAGUCCCAUCUCAUGACGAGGUCAAUAUCGAUAUCGGGUCUUCCACCCCUCUCUCACCAAAGGGGGAUGCAGUCGAGAGGACAAUAGGGAGGCAACCACAAUCACAACCGCAACCACAAUCACCAGUCAAGAAAACAGAUCUUAGUCCGUGUCAUAUCUGUCAUCGCAAACCGACGCUCAAGGCGGAACUAGACUCUUUUGCGGAUUGUGGCGCGUGUAGAAGGAGGACGUGCUGGAUUUGUAUUCGGGAGUGUCUUGGUUCUGCAGCGGGCGUGGGUGCGGGGAGGGAUGUCGAGAUGGGGGAGGAGGGGGAUGCU